AUGGCAAUCACAACGAACGAAUCCACUUUCCUUGGUUUCGGCUUUGAGAUGACUUUGUACGGCAUUUACCUUGUCGUCUUUUCCAUGGCCAUCAUGUUGUUGACCUGGAAGAGAAGAACCGAGUCCAUUUCCGUCUUUUAUGUCUUCUUCUGCUGCCUGCUGUUUUCUUGCUGCUCGAUACACGCCCUCAUUCGCUUCCGCUACAUGUAUAAGGAUCUUGUCCAAGAGAGAAAUCCCGAGGGGACCAUUCAAGCUGGAACUCCUGCUCUGAGGACAGCCGAUGCUUUGGUCACACUCACCGACUUUUUUGCAGAGCUGGUCCUGUGCUACCGGCUAUGGUCUAUCUGGGAUCAGAACUACUUCGUUGUAGCUCUACCCUUCUUGAUGUCGCUGGCCUUUGUCUCGUGCGCGAUGACUACCAUCGGCCUUCUUAUCUCCCAUCCGGCGGCCGCUAUAGUUCCCAAGUCCGAGGUACACUUCGGAACGAGUGCAUUUGCUAUCCCGUUGGCGUUCAACUUCCUCGUCACCUCCCUGAUUGUUGGUCGCAUAUGGUGGAAGGGCCGGCAGCACCGCGGUAAUCUGCGACAAUCGGGCGGCAUCAUUCUGUCAAACGGCUACCUAAAGGACGCAAUGAUGGUAGUCGUUGAAUCGGGGAUGCUGUACCUUGUCGUGCAGCUCGUUUUGACGGUACUGUUUGCGCUGAACCAUCCUGCGCAAAUCCUCCUUUCAGACAUCGCCACGCAAGUAUAUGGCAUUGCGCCGACGCUCAUUUUUGUUCGUGUCGGCUUGGGCGACACGACACGCACCAUGCUGUCUUCAAACUAUGACAACCAGCGACGACGGUUCCUCCGUAGUGGUGGAUCCGGGGGAUCGGAGUCAACCAAACGAACCAACAGAACUACCGGGACCGAGAAGACGCUUCCUAUGAUCAUACCCAUCCACAAGUCGGUUCAUAGGUACCAAGACAACCUCGAACAGAGCAAGAGCUCAGAGAUUUGGCAGCAGACUGUGGAGCUCGAGCCUGUGUCCCCUGCGCUCUCUGUGUGA
Molecule: messenger RNA, 1047 nt
Organism: Punctularia strigosozonata HHB-11173 SS5
Lineage: Eukaryota; Fungi; Basidiomycota; Agaricomycetes; Corticiales; Punctulariaceae
Exons: 6
Coding region: 1-1047 (348 amino acids)
Source: RefSeq, a predicted model, not a curated record